AUGCCGAGAUACAACCCGAAAAAAGCCUCGGCGAAAGCCGCCGGGAAACCAACGUUCGAGAAAGACAAGCGACGCGAAUCGACCGGUUUGACGAAGCAGUUUACCAAAGGAACCUCUUCUAUUGAUUUCGUGAAAACGAAACGGAAAGUCGGGAAGAAGAUCAAGAAAACGAACAACACGAACACAGACGCGAAAGUGACGUCGAAACGCGUGAACGUUUUGGAACAAUCCGUGGCGGCGAAUGCAUCGAACGAUGGGACGUUGCGAACGAAAAGAGGGACGGGGAUGCAAGAACUCGUGAAUCGAACGACGCACCACGCGGGGAAGACGAGGAAAGAAGCGUUGGAAGGGAUGUUGGAGUUACUUUCGGAGUUUAAGCAGGAAGCUUUGCUCAGUCGGAGGAACGGCGGGAGCGCGGACGCGAACGCGGUGUGCGAAGCGGUGUGCGCGAGGUUCGUGGACGCGGACGCGGACGUGAGGAAGAGCGCGUUGGAGUGCCUGAGAGAUGGGUUAUUACCCGCGUUUCAAAACGAAAACGGUAUUUCGCCUCACGCGGAUUCGAUUAUCUUGAGGUGUGGGGCAGCGUUGACGCACGUGGACGCGAGAGUGAGAGAAGACGCGCCGAAAGCGUUGAAGGCGGUGAUUGAUUUCGCGCCGAGAGCGAUGGUGACGAGACGUGCGCCGAGGGAGACUUUAGGUCGGUUUAACGCCGCGUUGUUGGAUUCAGGCGAGGAAAGAGCGAAGAAAGGAUCCACGGGUGGAAAUAUCGAUACCAAAAGGGACGUGGAAGGGAAAAUUACGUCGUUGGAAUGUUGCGCUGCGUUUUUAAUAGCUUUAGAGAAGGAAAAUAGUUUUGGCGCGAGUAAGAUAAAGAUGACGUCAGUAAGUCGUGGUGGUUUUCGAGUAAACUUUCGAAACGACGACGAAGAGAACGAGCGCGAAUAUCCACGAGUUUCGGUUUCUUCGAAUCGUUUGUAUAAGAAUACGAACGAAUCGACCACGUUCGACGCGAACUCAGAAACCGAGUCUUCGGAGACCAGGAUUGCUUUUCGUAAACUCAGAGCGAACUGCUUGAAAGUGUGGCAAGAUUGCGCGGAGACUUUGAGGGAUGAACACGGCGUGGACGUUUUACGCGUCGAAUGUAUGAUUCGUGCGAUGGAGUGCAUUCGAUUGUUAACGGGCAGCGCGUGCUUACAAGAUGCAACCACAAACGACGCCUUUGAGGUUGAAUUCGCGGAGAAAGUCGAAAAAGUUCUUUUAGUAUCCCGCGCGUUUCCGGCAUCAGCGCCGGGCGGCAGCGGGAGCGCCGGCAGUGGCGCUUCGCAGAAACAAAAACAAGCGCAAAACAAAAGCAACAGAAGAGACGCUAAAAAUACUACCGCGACGAGUAACAACGAAGUCUGCGCGAGUUUAGCAAAACAUAACGUCGAAGCGUGCAAAGUUCUACUUUCCAUCUCGAAACGCCGAUUGGUUUCAGAGGCGUAUCCAGGUAUCGGCUACUCGUCGAGGAUGUGGUUGGCGUCUGCUAUUACGCCUCCAGGAGUUGUUUUAGACGGAGGUGAAGUUGGGGACAAAGUGGAAACCCCAGAUGAGUGGUACGCGGAUUUGUUACGCGUCGCGAAAGAUGCGUUGUUAGUACAUCACGAAGGAAUCGUUGAUGUAUCGUUUGAGCAUCUUCGAUUUGCGAUCGCGCGAGUGUGGAACCAAGUGGCUUCCGGGAACGCAUCGGUGUCGAGUACUUUGAAUAAAAAAAAGAGCAGUGGGAAUAUAAACGCGAAGGAAAUUGCGGGACUUAAACGCAAAGCGUGCGUGGAAAUCUUUUCUGAAAUGAUUGACCAGAGAAGCGCGAAGAAAGGACGAAGAAAGGACGUCGUCGAACCGUCGCUGGAAUGGAUCUCCUUCACCUCGAGAGCGCUGUGGACCAUGAAGCACAAAGAGCCGAAAACGACGUAUCAAUUGCUAAACGCCGCGAGACGAUUGGCAAACACCGCGUUGACUGAAACCGAAAACGACGAUAACGCCGGGAUACUCCUAGCGAUGCGCAAGAUCGAAUCUGAAAUUGCUCCUUUCUUUGCCGUUUGCGUCCAAGGCCAAAAACCGAUUCCUGGACCGUUCACUAAACUUCCGCAAGAUGUUCAAUUGGAAGCGUUGGCGUUGCUUGGUGCUCUGCCGUCAAUAUCGGUGAUUACCAUUAAAGCGCUCGCGGCGGCUGCUUUGCUCGAACCGUUUAAAGGCGCUCCGAGCGCAAACGGAGAAGAAGACGAGGAGGAAGAAAACGGCGAAACGAUCGUCGGAAGUGUCGUCGAUCUCGUCUCGUUUCGGUUUAAGAACAAUUGCGAGCUCGCGUUGGUCGUAUCGUUACUCGUCACGUUUCUUGCGGGUCCAUCCUUUGCGGAAUCACUGGAAGAACAAACGCACGCGCGAAAGCUCGCCGCGAAGACGCGUAAGAAAAUAUGCGACGCGAUUAUCGCUUUAGGGGAUGAUGCCGUCUCUGGCAUUCGAUUAGCAUCUACCGCAAUUACGAAAACGAUCGAAAAGCGCAUUGAAGAUGGCGAUAUGCAUGGUGCAGAACGAUGUGCAAAAGGGGGCGUCCUGUUAAUCGACCGCGCGAUGGAACGAGGCGGUACGGAUGUAAACGCUUCUACUUGGGAGAAUGAAUUCGCGGAACUUCGACGAAAAUGGGCGCAAACCGUUCAAUAG
Molecule: messenger RNA, 2700 nt
Organism: Bathycoccus prasinos
Lineage: Eukaryota; Viridiplantae; Chlorophyta; Mamiellophyceae; Mamiellales; Bathycoccaceae
Exons: 1
Coding region: 1-2700 (899 amino acids)
Cellular component (GO): nucleus
Source: RefSeq, a predicted model, not a curated record